CACCGCGGCCACCUUCCCCCGCCCGAGCCCGGGGCCGCGCUCCCCCCUGUCCCCUCGGCACAGGUUGGCCGGCAGCCGCGGGCCCGCCGCCAUGUCGGGACGCCGGGGGCGCCCUGAGGGGUGACAUGGCGGCGGGUAGCAGGGGGCAGCCACCCCCGCGCGAGGACGCGGCCGCACCGCUCCCCGCCCUGCCCCCCUUCCCGAGGGGCUGCCGGGCCGGGCGGCAUUGUUGGCCGCGUCCAUCACUCCCCGGCCCGGCUGACAUAAUGAAUGCGCUUGGACACACCUUCCAGCCCGGCGGAGAGGCGCGGCGUGCCUCCCCCGAGCGCUCCGCUCACCGCAGCCCUCCCGGCCCCGCAGCCCGGCUCCCCGUCCCAGCCCAGUGAGGGGCCGCGGCGGCCGGGCCGGGCCGGGCCGGGCGGCCCUCGCUAUGCUGCCCAGUGCGCUGUACUGGGACCUGGUGGGCUCCUCGGCGCUCCUCAACCUGCCGGCGGCGCCGGGCUUCGGCAGCCUGGGCAAAAGUUUCCUCAUCGAGAACUUGCUGCGGGCCGGCGCGCCGCAGAGCCCUGCCCAGCUCCGUCCCCUCCCCGCCAGCCCCGUCCCCCUCAAGCUGUGCCCCGCGGCGGAACAAAUCAGCCCCUCGGGGGGUCCCUAUCCGACCAGAUGGGCUUUCCAAGUGCUUAACCCCUCGGCGGCGGACGGCGGCCGCCUGCCAGCGCGGGCUCCGGCGGCGGACAGAGGCGGCGUCUUCCCGCCGGCGGCCACAGCUCUUUCCAAACACUUUUUUCUCCGAGCCCCGCCAUUCUACUCAGCAUGCUGCGGUGGGUCCUGUCAGCACCCUGCAUCCCCCACUGCUUUUCCAAGAGAGGAAAGUGUCCUGCCUCUUCUGACCCAGGAGUCUAACUCCAAAGCCCGGAGAGGUAUAUUAAGAAGAGCUGUCUUUUCUGAAGACCAGAGGAAGGCUUUGGAGAAAAUGUUUCAGAAGCAGAAGUAUAUCAGUAAAACAGACAGGAAGAAACUGGCCAUUAACCUGGGCCUAAAGGAGUCUCAGGUAAAAAUUUGGUUUCAGAAUCGAAGGAUGAAGUGGCGAAACUCCAAAGAAAAGGAAGUGCUUUCAAACAGGUGCCUCCAAGAAGGUCUUCAGGAAAACUACCUCUCACAGUCCGCCAUGAAUUUUGCCUCCCCAUGUCCCUCUGUGUGGGAAGUGUCACAGGAGCAGACAAGUCCAAGGUGGAGGGAGAAGUCUCCAGGAAACUCUGAAAGACUGGCUAGUAUACAGCCACCUCCAAGUGCAAACUCAUCACAGAGCCCGUUGUAUUUGUAUCCUGACCAUGACACUGCAAAUAAGGCAGUUACAUCAUCAACCUAAGAAAGUAGGGCCAGUUUGUAAAUUGAGUGGAGAGUGCAGGCUCCAAAUGAGAGGUCUUCUGAGACUAACAAUAUUUGGACACUGUAAAGCUAACUAGUUAUGUCUCCUAAAUUUGCUAAAGUCUAACACCAUUAAAAUGACAACUAAUGAUUUAAGAAAUAUUUUUCAAUACUCAGUCUUUUCAUGUCUCUUUUCCAGUCUUGUAAUGACCUUAAAUGUGAAAUAGAAAUUGAUGGUAAGUAAAACAAAGUGAAGCUGAAGUUUUGCUCUGAGUUAACAUCUGCACUGUGUAUAGAUUUUCAUUAAAACACACUGAUAGAAAACCACUUCUAUCUCUCACUGCAUUUAGAACAAGCAAUUUAUUUUAUGCAUGAGAUGAGAAUAACCCUGUUUCCCCAAAGAUAAUAAGUUGCUUUGGGUUCUUUUUGAGAUUGAUUAAAUGACACAGUAGGUGUGUAUUAGACAAAUGUAAGCAUUUUUAGUAUGUUUCCACCAUCUGUCCCCACCUGUAUCAGUAUCCAGCUAGUUGUAAAUAGCGCAGUCGCACAUCAGCCGAUAACCAUAGUGAAGUAUGCAAUAAAAAGACAAACAGCCAAUAAAAUGGACUGUGUUUAAGCCACUUUGAUUUGGAUACACAUGGGGAAAUACAGUUCACUAACUCCUUUAUUGUUUUUCCUGUGGGUUAACACUGAAACCAUUCUUAAAUCAAUUUCAGUGGAUUUUGACAGAUUAUUAGUGCAAUCUCUUAUAAUCUGUGCUCUAUUUCAAAAUUGUAAUGGCUAUAUGCAGAAUUACUGUCCAAAUGGACUAGGCAAGAGAGCUAAAAUUGGAAAAUCUACCGAUGAAGCCUCUCUUAGAGAAGUACUGAAGGAGCUGGCAUGCUGCAGUUGUCUGAUUCCUGACUUAUUCCUCAUUAAACUGGUACCCAUUAGUACAUGUCAGCAUACAUCUGUAUCAAAGGCAGGACGGCAUUCUGCGUAAGGCAAGGAGCUUGAAAUAGUAGUAUUAAAAUUAUUCAACUUGAAAUUAUUUGCUUACUUCAUCCAGUUGAAGGAAAUCACUUUUGAAGGUAAUUAUCAACUUUACUUCAUUUGAAAGGCUUUGGAGCUCAAAAUGGGAGCAGAAGGGGCAGCUUUCUGUUGUUGUUUGUAUGUUUAUUUUAAUCAUACAUUUAUGGUUGCAUCUGUUGAGAAUAAAAAUGGAAGGUAUUUUAUCCUGCAGGCAAAACCUUGUGGAGAACAUUUUGGCUUUCUAAGGACAUCAUCUGUGUCAGAUAGCCAAAAGAGAUGGUUAUAGUAAUCUCAUCUGGCUUUCCUCAUCACGUAUGUUAUGAAUGUCUCUAAUUGUUCCUGCCUUUGAGCUCCAAAAGCUUUUGAGCUGCACUGCGUAUCUUCCAGAAAAACAUCCAGUUGUUACUUAAUGUUUAAACCCUGGAGGAUCAUCUACUACUCCCUUAGUUACGUGGUACUUGGGAGUUAAAGUUUAGAUACAGUUGCAGCUAAGGAACUUGAGUUGCAAUGACAAAGCUUGUAUCAUAAACUGUAUGCAUAAUUAGAUGAGUUUUGUAGCCCACUGUGUGCAUGGUCUGUCUUUGGAGUGCUCAGCUCUGCUGUCCCAGUCUCACACAAUAUGUCUUUCUUUGCCUAUGCUUUCCUGGGCUGUUUUUAAAGGAAAAAAGGCGUUACAGAAAAAUUCAGAAGUCAUCUCAUCCUCUGGUUGCAAACCCUUGUUACUGUAAGGUGUCUACAUCCCUACCCUAACAGAACCCUUGAACACAUGUAGUACGCCCCGUGUUAUAGUAUGCCCUGUGUUAUAUGCUCUUCCAUACUGUGAAGAAUUUAUUCCCAUCCUGCAAUAGAAAUCCUGGAACUCACUCGCACUUUGUCUGAAAUCUUUAGAGAUGGAUGGACAAAUGCACAUCCACACAUGAAGAUGAAUUUACUUUCUAAUUUUCCUGUGGAAAUCAAAGUCCAGCCCUGCUUGACUAGCUCCUGCCUGAAAGAUAGUAACUGUUAGUGGGCCAGAGUCUUAGGAAAUGCUAUUUGCUGGUGUCUGCUGACAGCAAAAGGCAUACAAAUAUUUCCAAGAUGUCAUCAAAGAAUCAAGUGAAGGUACACGUGCUUCCCAUUGCAGAGGAAAUUGGUGUGUGGCAUGGGAAUUUUUUAGGUCUUUUUCCAUCUCCCUUUUCAUGGAAAGCAGUCUUCACAACUGCUCAUAUUUUUUUCCCACAAGUCAAUCAAGAGUCAGUGCUAAAAUCAACAUAGAUUUAUGGACAGAGAAGAUGGGAUUCAGAGUCCUCCCAGUGAAAUUCAUUCAGCUGCUGAUGAUAUAAGCAUUGAAUGGGAACUGCUGUCAAACCUUCCAGCUGAUGUGCUGGGCAUGUUGUGACCUCACUGAGGCAAGGAUCAAGCAAGGCUCAUGCUGAAUUGGUUUCAUAGUUACAAUGUGAUAAGUCUUUCAAACUGAGCAAGUUCUGCUUUCAGCACAGCCUGCUACUACUCCAUGCUCUCCAUAUCUCUAACACCUCCUAUUGGUGUACCUAUUCCAAAGCUAGAAGAAAGUUUCUACACAUGAGACAGUAUUCUGUACUUGAAAAUGCUUACCAAGCUUUCUUCAAAACCCUAGAAAUACACCUGGUGAAUUUUGAAUUAUGUAUAAAACAGUUUGAUGCAAUUAGUUAAAGUGGACUUAGCCCAUGAAAAAAUAUACAACCUUGAUUACUCUUGUUUUAAGCAAUCUGAAGAAGUUUCCCUUUGGUCCAUCCCAUGGAAUGUUGGUAAAGGAGAAUAUGAACACAGAAAAUAAGAGAGAUUUACAGUGGCAGUCUUUUCAUGUGAAAGACCAAGUUGUAUGUAUUUGUUUUCUUCAGUGUAUGAACACAAGUUGUAAAAGAACAAAGCAAACACCAAUUCUAUGCAAAAUCCCCUGCAGGUGUUUUAAGCACAUCAUAACAGGCACAUUGUGAAGGUGUAGGGUACAGAAUGCAUCUGGCUUGGUAUUUUGGAGAGACCUAACAGAGACUGAUGACAUCUUACAAUUAAAACCAGGAACAUACUACUUUGACUUCAAAGGUAUGGCCCAGUGAGUGACCUUGCACCAUACUUGUAGGAUAUCUGAGGUACUUCCUAUGCAUGGUAUUGGAGAAUGUAUACGGAUUACACCUGUAAAAUACUGUGAAGGACGUUUGUUGGGAUCCCAGGGCUUGGCAGGGUUUAGGUACCUCAAAUUCUGAACUUCAACAGAAACCAAACUCUGUAGAGGCUCUAAAUAACACAGAUACUUUUGCUUGCUGGGCACCUCUCUGCUUUGGCAACCUCUCAAAGCUAAUGUAAUGUAGAACAGGAGAGGGAAAGGGAGGAAAGGCUGAGCCUCAGCACUGCCUUUGCUGACACAGCUCAGGCUGUGGUGCUCUUGGGCUGUGGUGCUGGAGCAGGGACCUUGCUGCACACUGCAGCAACCUCAGGUCCAGGAGAAGCAUUUCUCUCCUCACCUACUGGAGAUUGUCCAGAUGGAGAUCCUGAACAGAGAUCCUGAAAAGGUGUUCUGGGGAACUCAAUGGCUCCGUUACUCCGUUACUGAACGGAAUGAUUUUCAUUGCUGGCUCUUGGUCUUGUUUUAUAAAGGAAAUCACAAAAGAGUGGCAGAUUGCAAUUUGCUGACUACAGCCAUGCCAGCACUCACACUUUGACUGUGCACUUUUAUAGAAUUAAAUAACUUUCAAAAAUGUGUCUUGCUUUUACUAAUUCUCUGCCAAAAGAAGCUGUGAUGAUCUGCUUAAGGAAACAGGCUGCUUUAAGGCACAAAACUGCAUUACUAACUUCAAUGUCAGAGCAACAAUACAGUGGUCAAAUGUCACUCCUUAGCUGCACUAAAACAUCACAUUUGUUUUAUCCACCGUGAUUUACUAGUACUGGGUUUUAAAUGCCAGUUGCCAUUGCUGUAGCUGCACAGCUCCUCUGAUGAAUAUACGUUCCACAGUCAAAAGCCUGACAUAAAUUAAAUCCAUUCACUUGCUUCAGCACCCUCUACCAACAAUACCAUUACUGAUCUUCACAGAAAAGAAAGGAAGACAAACCAAUUUUAAGCAAGUUAGCCGUAAAUUCAGUGCCCAAAGAAAGGCACGGAGAGAAAUUAGGGCCCAAUUAACUUUAGACUUCAUUUUGAACUAUUACCAAAAGGCCCCUGCAGAGAGAGGUUCACAGUCUUAUGUGGACUAAGUUGCCAUUGACUACAGAAUUCUUCAACAACUAUGCUUCUAGGUGCAUGGUGACUGGUGCUGGGUAAAAUAUGCUAAGGUAUGUCAGCUUGAGUCUGAGAUGCUCCCAAUGCAGGCUUAUACUUCAGUCAUUUGCUGGCCAGAAGACAGCACUCCUUGGUUUCCCAUAGAUAACUGAUUGGAGUGUAAGCAAUAAAACUGUUUAUGGUGGAUGGGAACAUCUCACAGCAACAGCUUGAUAGUGAACCUCCAGCAUUCACCCAAACAUACAAAUAUCAAGUGUUGUAUAAACACUCCACUCUUGAGGAAUUCCUGAGAUUUUCCAAGUCAUUUUGUCUUUGUAUGUCAACAUUUGAAUGUGAUACGAAGUAGCUGAAAGUUAAUGUAGAUCCUUCAAUGAAGUCCGCUUCCAUCUUUUUUUUCCUAUUCACUAUCAUACAGUUCUAGAUAAAAAUUAAACUGUAACAAAAGUCUCUAUAUUCAUAAUAUUUCAUUUAAUAAAGUCUGAAGAAGAGUGGAAAUAUUUUAAAUUCUUAAGUUCAUUCAGCUGAUGAGGAAAGUUAAUCAAAGCAUACUGUUCCACUAACACAAAUUACACUGCGACUUACCUGUAUCACACCUUGUUGCACACUGAA
Messenger RNA from Lagopus muta (rock ptarmigan), 6220 nucleotides. It is a transcript of the gene DBX2, whose product is annotated as developing brain homeobox 2. Bases 431 to 1369 code for a protein of 312 amino acids. Gene Ontology annotation, molecular function: DNA-binding transcription factor activity, RNA polymerase II-specific; DNA binding. NCBI's taxonomy places the organism in Eukaryota, Metazoa, Chordata, Aves, Galliformes, Phasianidae. The transcript has 4 exons. The record is from RefSeq and is a predicted model, not a curated record. Gene Ontology annotation, biological process: regulation of transcription by RNA polymerase II.